Messenger RNA from Leishmania mexicana MHOM/GT/2001/U1103, 2331 nucleotides. RefSeq lists its product as hypothetical. The record is from RefSeq and is a predicted model, not a curated record. The transcript has a single exon. Bases 1 to 2331 code for a protein of 776 amino acids. NCBI's taxonomy places the organism in Eukaryota, Euglenozoa, Kinetoplastea, Trypanosomatida, Trypanosomatidae.
AUGCCGCGGUACGACAGCGUUAGCCGCGUCGGAGCCGCUACUUUGGAGGCGAUGGAGCGCGAGCGUGAGCUGCUGGAGCGGGAGGAGCUGGCCUACCCCGGCUACACAACUCUGCGCAUCCAAGAGCUGAAGCGCACGGUGGUAAGCAAGACAAGCACACAGGCAGACCUGCAGCACGCGGCAGACGCGCUGCGCGAGGAGCUCAGUGCCCUUCUCGAGGUGGUCGGCCAGGAGGUGGAGAAGCCGAUGAGCACGCAGCGGCUGCUUCUCUUGAAGUGGCAGCAGCGUCAGCAGCGCCUGCAGAACCGGGAGAACGCUUUCCAGGUCAACGUGCCUAGCACACCCGCUUACCGCGUGGUUCUACAGGCGGACGGUACGGAGUCCAUCGAGCGACCAGGCCGCGACACGCCACAGGCACCCGUGCACGAGACGGAUGAUGCGUACUUGUCACAAGCCGUGGAGGCGGAGGAGUUGCCGCCUGAGGCGCUGAUCCCCGAAAUGACGAUCAUCACGACUGCCGAUGUGAACCACGUGCGCUACCUCUUGGGCCUCACGUACCGCCGGCUGGAGCGGUGUGAUGAGGCGGAGAGGGUGUUCUACGACAUCUUGGCCGACGAUGUCACGAACGUGGACGCCGUGGAGUCACUGCUGGAACUGUACACGGGCAUCGAGGGAUGGAUACCGCGGAUACGCGUGCUGCUGGACCACCUGGCCGAGGAGUACACCAAGGCGGUGGAGGAGGGGCGGCUGCAGCCUGCCUCUGUAUCCAACAAGGUGCCGGUUGCCGAUGCCCAUCGCGCCGAGGAACCUUGCGCGGCACUGAGCCCGGACGCUGAGGCGGCGUCAACGCCUACACCACAACAAUCAUCUGCGUCACCAUCUUCGUCAGUGUCUCCCGCGGACGCCGUGACGACGACAGCUGGCACGGGUGUUGCCCGAAGGCCCACGCCAGCCUACACGACGCUACCUCAGAUCUCCCCGGUGGAGGUGGCACUGUCCCUCUUGUCCGAUCUCAUCGUCGAGGCGGCCGCACAGAAGUGCUCGUCUGACGGCGAGGGCGCCGCGUCGCGGUUUUUCAUCGAAGCGAUGGGGCCCAUUGUGCGGGUCCUCGGUCAUGACUACGCAUGUCGACUUCUCGGAGCGCUUUUCCGCGCUGUCGAUGAGCAGCACUUCGUUGUGCGCUUUGACUCGGACGACAUCUCCCCGGCGGCUCGCACGUUCGCGCUCUCUCUCGUGAUCGCGUUUCUGAAGGCGCUAAUGGCGCGCCGCAUUCACGAAAUGCUGCCUGAGGCGACCCGGUUCCACUUCUUCACGCUCGUGAAGCUGCACACUGCACUUCGCAGCGCGGGUCGCGUGCAUGAGAGCUACAGAAUUUGCGAGCAGAUGAUGCAGCUCUAUCGGGCAAACUCGUCUCUGCACCGCGCUCGCGUGUGUGCAUCGCCGAACGUGACUCUCAGAUUGUCUUCGCCGUCGUCGUUGCAUGCUGAGUGCAGCAGCGCGCUCGGUGCCUCGGCAACGAGACCCACGACUGCUGCGACAGCCGAGGUGGAGGCGCCGGGACGUGCUACCGAGGCAGGCGCACUGCUACCUCGGGCAGCCAACGCGAGUUGCGGUCCUGCUGUGACCCCCAAAGACGUUGCUGAGGAGGUGCCACCGACAGACACCAGCCGGCUCAGCGAGCCGCCAGACGUCCUCGACGAUCAGGACGCCAACUACCGCGAGGCCUUUUUCCAGUACGUGAGCGACCGCGCGCACGACUCGCCAGCACUCGGGCGGCGGCUGUGCAUGGAAGCCAUGGCGGAAUUUCCGACGUGCGCCGCGCCAUGGGAGACGCUAGCGCUGCUGAUGCACAAGGAAGACCCAAAGCGAAACCUUAGCGACGCCAUCAUCGCUGCCCGCCGCGCGAUGGAGCUGGAGCCGUUCAACGUGCGCGUCAUCGUUACGCUGGCGAACUUCUACAAGGCCGCGCACCGCUACGAGCUGUGUGACCGCAUGAUGGAUCGCUACCGGCUCAUGUCUUAUAUGGUGGAAGAAGGGGCAAGCGAGGGCGACAUGGUCGCAACGGCUGCCGAGAUUGCGGCACUGGACAAGCAGACACCGGAGGCACAGGAUCUGGUUGAGGAGACGGGGCGCGCCAUGAAAGAGUUCCUCGAGCGCAUGGAGCAGGCGACGACGUAUUCAAUGCCCAUCGACAAGGAGCCGCGUCCGUUUCGGGACGGGCCGAUUCGCUUUAUCGCACAGCAGCCGGAUAUGCGACCGGCUGAGGUGGAGCCGCGCGACAGGGAGAUCCUGCGGCAGCUGCAGAUGAUGGAGCCGCGGCAGGAGCGGUGA